Molecule: messenger RNA, 2132 nt
Organism: Colossoma macropomum (tambaqui)
Lineage: Eukaryota; Metazoa; Chordata; Actinopteri; Characiformes; Serrasalmidae
Gene: snupn
Product: snurportin 1
Exons: 9
Coding region: 146-1231 (361 amino acids)
Biological process (GO): protein import into nucleus; snRNA import into nucleus
Cellular component (GO): nucleus; cytoplasm
Molecular function (GO): nuclear import signal receptor activity; protein binding
Source: RefSeq, a predicted model, not a curated record
CGGCAGCAGUGCAGUGGUGGUGGUGACGUAGCGGGGCAGAGGGAGAUGUGAGCGGGGCUGCAGAAACUCUGCUGUCUGUCUCUCUGUGGCGUUACUGCCACACUCACUCUACACUCCCAGCCGCCUCCACAGCAACAGAUCCGUAAUGGAUGCCCUGACCCAGGCUCUCUCCUCCAGCUUCUCCGUAUCUGGAGAGGCCAACAGCACAUCUGCCCCCCACCCCCGCCUGGCUCAGUACAAGAGCAAAUACAGUGUUUUGGAGCAGAGUGAGCGGCGCAGGAGAUUCCUUGAGCAACAAAAAGAGAAAAGGCUAAACUACGUGAAUCACGCCCGCCGUUUGGCAGAUGGAGACUGGACAGGGGGGGACAGUGACGAAGAGGAGGAGAAGACUCAGAAGAGCCAGCAGGAUGAGGCAGAGGAUGAAGGAAUGGAAAUUGAGCAACGGAAAAAGUUGCCAAGACACUAUGCCAACCAGCUGAUGUUGUCAGAGUGGUUGGUGGAUGUGCCUGCAGAUCUUAGCUCUGACUGGCUGCUGGUGGUCUGUCCUGUAGGGAAGCGCUCUCUCAUUGUUGCAUCCAAGGGUUCCACUGCGUCAUACACUAAAAGUGGAUACUGUGUGAAUCGUUUCCCCUCUUUGCUACCAGGCGGAAACAGACACAACUCAGCCAUGGGGAAAGAUUACACUAUCCUGGACUGUAUUUAUAGUGAAGUGGAUCGAACAUACUACAUACUGGAUGUGAUGUGCUGGAGGGGGCAUCCUGUAUAUGACUGUCCUACAGAGUUCAGGUUCUACUGGUUGCAGUCAAAAGUUGAAGAGGCGGAGGGACUAUCCGAGAUUGGCAAACGGAACCCUUUCCGUUUUGUGAGUCUUAACAGCAUCAGCUGUUCAACAGAGUCCAUCCAAAAGGCCCUGGCACAUGACUAUAGCUUCAACGUGGAUGGUCUCCUUUUCUACCACCGUGAGACUCAUUACACCCCUGGCAGCACCCCUCUGGUGGGCUGGCUCAGACCCUACAUGGUGGCAGACAUCCUAGGCAUUGAGGUGCCGCAGUCCCCUCUCACCACCAAGCCUGAUUAUGCCAGCCACCAAAUGCAGCAGAUCCUGGAGCACAAGAAGACAUCUACUGAGGUUCGGCCUGCGGAGGAGAAUGGUAGAUAUGAGCUAGAGCAUCUCUCCACACCAGAGAACCAGACAACAACUAGCAACCAGCGAGAGGGCAUGGAAAGCUAAUGAGUAGAGACCUGACAGGAACACUACUGUUGGACCGUAGAUUCUCUAAACAGAGUGUUUUCGGAUAAGCCUGAGAAAUGUUGGAUUUCAGCAGACUGGAGUUUGUGGUUUACAGUGUGCUGGGGAUUUUGGAAGUUCUGCUGAGUUAAAGCUAGAUUUGCUCUAUUUGAGCUUUAUUCUCUGCCUGCCUGUGGACUUCAGAAGUAAUAAUGGAAUGAAUUUGGUGUUCAUCAUUGACCAGUUGCAGGUAAAUCUCUGAGAGUGUGCUGCAAUUUCUUGUGGCAUAAGCAUAGAUGGAAACUAAGCUGAUCUGCACUGGACAUUUUCAUGAAGUAGCACUGUAUUGUACUUCUUAAUUGUUAAAAAGAGGUUUGCCUACUCUGAUUUUCCAUGUUCCCCUGGUGUGGUUGCAAGCUAAGUUCUGAAUUUACACUGUGUUUACAUGCUACAUAGUUGCCCAUAUCCAUUUUUAUUCCAUAUAGAUUUGCCUCUGUAGUCUUGGAACUUCAUACAGUUAUCUUCAGAUCUUUACCUGGUAUAACUAAGCAUGAUUUGAAGAAAUUGUGAUGAUUUGCAUUAUGCUAUGGUAUCAGGUUUAUUUUUUUUAAUACAUUAUAAUUCCAAUGCAAAAUUAGAGAAGCAAUGAAAAAAUAUAAAACCUGUAUUGGUUUAUAUUCUGUUCCUGGAGUAUGCAGAAAUCAAGAAAAAUCUAUCUGCUUGCACGUAAAAGCUACUGGUCAGGUGACAUUCUACAUGAAUGCCUUUUGAUUUUUUAUUUUAGAUUUAGAUUUUUAAAUGUAAGCUUCAUGCACCAGACUGAUAAAUUUCAUGAGGGAAGGAAACUUAUUGGUUUGGUAAUUUUUAAGUGUGUUUUGUAGGCCCUAUUAAUAAAUUAAUAAAG